Molecule: messenger RNA, 504 nt
Organism: Dermacentor silvarum
Lineage: Eukaryota; Metazoa; Arthropoda; Arachnida; Ixodida; Ixodidae
Product: sulfotransferase 1C2
Exons: 1
Coding region: 1-504 (167 amino acids)
Biological process (GO): sulfation
Cellular component (GO): cytoplasm
Molecular function (GO): sulfotransferase activity
Source: RefSeq, a predicted model, not a curated record
AUGUUCGUCCGCGGCACGGUCGACUUCGGCGACUACUUCGACCACCUCCUGUCCUGGUACGAGCACCGGGAUGACCCCAACGUGCUUUUUCUAACGUACGAAGACCUCAAGAACGACACUUCCGGAUGGAUCUUGAGGAUAGCCGACUUCCUCGGCAAAGAAAAGUACGGCAACAAAAUGAGGGAACAGCCAAGUGUUCUCGAUGAUGUAGUCGAGAUGACCAGCUUCGAGAACAUGAAGUGUCUCAAUGAGGAGUUCAACAGGCAAAAGAAACUCGCGGCACUUCCGGAUGAAACGUUCACGGAAGCGAAUAGAUCGAUAUGGAAAGCUCUCGGUGAUUCCGCUAAAAAUCUUUCAAGUGAAAAUCACAUGCGCAUGGGAAUUGUUGGUGACUGGAAGAACCAUUUCUCACCCGAACAAAUCACGAGGAUGAAGAAACGAAUUGCACUCAAGACGCGCGGAAGCGACGUCAUGAAUCUCUGGAAAGACACGGAUAUUCCUUGA